CAGGCCUAUGCCAUGCACAAAUCCCCGCAUCUCGGCGUCUAAAAGAAGCAGUCACGUGAUAACUAACGUCAACAUUUCCUCAUAUCCGCCAUCUUCCUCCGCCGCAUGCUUUCUGGACUGACUCUGAUACAGGUAACAUCAUGAAUCAAGAAAAAUUAGCCAAACUUCAAGCUCAAGUCCGGAUAGGAGGCAAGGGCACAGCACGUAGGAAGAAGAAGGUUGUACACAGAACAGCAACUGCUGAUGACAAGAAACUGCAGAGUUCUCUCAAGAAACUGGCUGUCAACAACAUUGCUGGUAUCGAGGAGGUGAACAUGAUCAAAGACGACGGGACCGUGAUUCACUUCAACAACCCCAAAGUGCAGGCAUCUUUGUCGGCCAACACUUUUGCCAUCACGGGCCAUGCUGAAACCAAGCAGCUCACAGAGAUGCUCCCGGGCAUCCUCAGUCAGCUGGGAGCGGACAGCCUCACAAGCCUGCGCAAACUGGCCGAACAGUACCCGCGGCAAGGUCUUGACAACAAAGCACCAAAGGCAGAAGAUAUUGAGGAAGAAGACGAUGACGUACCAGAUCUCGUGGAGAACUUUGACGAAGCAUCGAAAAAUGAGGCCAACUGACUCCCUACCCCAACGUUUUGAAUGGGACUGCGCAUCAAGUCGUUGCUCGUCAUUCAGUGUUUUUAAUUUAGAUGAACGUGACGUCAUUUCAACACUAUCCAGCAAACCAGAGACUUUUGUAUUGUGAACCAGGAGUCCUGACCCACAUUAUCCUCUUUAAAAUGGUCUUAUGCACUUAAAAUAAAGACCAAGCUAUAGCCGAGGGGGGCGGGGGGGUUGUGCUAUUCCCAAAGAUCUGGAGUGUGUGGGGUUUAGUGCACCCCUCUUGUCAUUUGAUGGUAGAAAUAGUUUGGUGAAAGAGAAGGCCAUUGCUUAUUCAGGCCUUAAUUGCUUGGCGACUUGAAGGUUACCCAGAAAACCAGCGCGCGCUGCAGUUGUCCGGAAUAGGUUGCCCUUCCUUGGCCCAUUUAACGGUUCAGUACCUUUUACCACGUUGCCGGUCUUGAUUGCAGUGGUUAUGAAAUCUAGUCUUAAAAUAUUUUUUUUUUUUUGAUUUAUGAAACAAAAUAAAAACGAAUUAACCUUU
Alosa sapidissima (American shad) is the source of this 1143-nucleotide messenger RNA. It is a transcript of the gene btf3l4, whose product is annotated as basic transcription factor 3-like 4. The transcript is spliced from 6 exons. NCBI's taxonomy places the organism in Eukaryota, Metazoa, Chordata, Actinopteri, Clupeiformes, Clupeidae. The coding region runs from base 141 to 617 and encodes 158 amino acids. The record is from RefSeq and is a predicted model, not a curated record.